AUGAAGAUGAAUUAUCUAACGAUGUGUUUCGAAUCAUUUAAAAAAACCGACAUAUUAAUUGUUUUAUUAACUACAAUACUUAUUUAUGUAACACAUUUUUAUUAUAAAUAUUUUACCAGAAUAAAUCCUCUUCCAGGACCAAUACCACUUCCAAUUAUUGGAAAUCUUUUAAAUAAAUCUGGAGAUUUAGAUGAAUGGUUUUUAAAAUUACAUAAAAAAUAUGGCGAUAUAUUUGAAGUUGUAUUAUUAGGACGAAGAAGAAUAAUUCUUUGUCGUGGGGAUUAUAUUGAAAAUAUGUUAAACCAUUCAAAAAAUACUAAAUAUUUUCUUCGAUUUCCUCAUUUAAAAGAAUUAGAUGAUUUAAAAUAUUUUGGUACUGGAAUUAUAACUAAUUAUAAUUAUAAUUCUUGGAAAUAUAAUAGAACAUUUUUUUCUCAAGCUAUACUUACACCUAGUUUUGCUAAUGAAGCUUUAAAUCAAGGUCAUCAAUUAUUUUAUGAAAUGGAAAAUUAUUGGAAAGAUAUUGGUCCUGAUACUCCAACAGAUUAUUCAGCUUGGAUGCAACGUUUUACAAAUGAUAUGAUUAUAGUUUUAACUACAGGAAAAAGAAUUUAUUCUUUACCUUCUUAUUUUAAUACAAUAAGUGAAAAAAAAUCUGAUGUUCCUCCUGCUUCAAUUGAAGAUUCUGAAGCAUUUAUUAAAUCUCUUCGAAUGUUAAUUUUAGGAAAUGCCUUCUUUAUUAUUAUACCGACUAUUAUUAGACGUUAUUUUCCUUUCUUUAAACAACAUCAAGAUAAAUUAUUGAAAAAUCGGGAUUAUUUUUAUAGUAAACUUGAACAAAUUAUUGAAAAUAGAAGAAAAGAAAUUGAAGAAACUCCAUUAGAUGUAUCUCUCAGACAUGAUAUGUUGACUUCUUUUAUUACAGCAAAUACACCCCGUGAUAUCAAUAAAACUAGAAAUGUUGAUGAAGAAUUCUUGAGACCUAUGACAGAUGAAGAAAUUCUUGGAAGUAUGGGAGAUGCUAUAGCUGGUGGUACUGACACGACCGCGAAUUCUUUAAGUUUUAUUGCUUAUUAUCUUCAACAUAAUCCGGAAAUAAAAGAAAAAUUACGACAAGAACUUUAUCAAGUCCUUGGAGAUGAUACGACGCGCCCAGUAACAAAUGGAGAUCUUGAUAAACUUAAAUAUACUGAAGCUGUUAUCUAUGAAAUAGCUCGCAUAAAACCUGUUAUCAACAUGAUGAUGAGAUAUAGUAGUGAACCUGACGAAAUCGCUGGUUAUAAAUGGCCAGCAAGGACUAUGUUUCAUAUGAAUUUUGCAGCUAUCAAUAAAAAUAAAGCUCAUUGGGAAGAUCCUGAGAAGGUAGAUCCAGAGAGAUUUAUGAAAAAAGAUGAAAAGAGGCAUAAAUGUGCUUUUAACAUGUGGGGUGGGGGUCUAAGGAUUUGUCCAGGACGAAAACUUGCAAUGAUUGAAUUGAAACUUUUAACUGCAUUGAUUUAUAGAAAGUAUGAUGUAGAAUUAGUUGAUAAGAAUGCGCCAUUAAAAACGAAAUCUACUGCAUUAACUACCUGUCAAGAAUUAAUGGUUAAAAUUAAACCUCUAAAUCCUAACUAA
This is a messenger RNA of Rhizophagus irregularis DAOM 181602=DAOM 197198, 1614 nucleotides long. RefSeq lists its product as uncharacterized. The record is from RefSeq and is a predicted model, not a curated record. Gene Ontology annotation, molecular function: iron ion binding; oxidoreductase activity, acting on paired donors, with incorporation or reduction of molecular oxygen; heme binding. Lineage: Eukaryota; Fungi; Glomeromycota; Glomeromycetes; Glomerales; Glomeraceae.